This is a messenger RNA of Cinara cedri, 841 nucleotides long. NCBI's taxonomy places the organism in Eukaryota, Metazoa, Arthropoda, Insecta, Hemiptera, Aphididae. The record is from the annotation of a GenBank genome assembly.
CACCGAGUUUCCAACAACAGAGUGUUGCAUACCAAUACCUAUUGAACACAGUUAUAACUGAUAGAUAUAUUUUUAUAUUUUUGGUUUUUAGUUUACUAAUUUUAAAAAAUGGUACCCUGCAAAUUUGCAAAUGUGUUUGUUAUUGCCAUGUUUGUGGUAAUGUGUGCAUAUGUUGUUCAUCCUUCUUCAGUAGCCGACGGGCAUACUUUAACCAAGCGAUCAAACACGGAUGACGUACAAAUUUCUUCAAUAAUCGGUGGACAUACCUUAAACAAGCGAUCAGACACGGAUCAUGCAGCUGCAGGAGCUGCUACAGCCGGAGAUGUAAUAGCAGCUACCGGUGGUAUUAUAUCCGCAGGAGCAUUAGCAACAGGUCCAUUUGCACCUGUAGUGGCAGGAGUUGGUGGUGUGAUUGCUGCCACUGGAGGUCUGGUAUCAGUAAUUUCAAGGGCAGCUGAUCAAUCAUGUCGUGAAUUCGGUUGUCACAAAAACUACUGUUGGUCUUAUUGUAGUUUGGGAAAUCAAUGGUGCUACACAACCAAAACCUACUCUCAAAGUUAUAAUUAUGUCAGUUGUACAAAGGAUGAAGACUGUAACGGAUGCUGGAAAUGUGGAGGUCCAUGUACGUUGUAAACAAAUUAAUAAGAACGUUUUAAAAGUAUAUGUUUACAUACAUCAAUCAUAAUAUUUAUAAUUAAUAUAUAUAUAUAUAUAUAUAUUAGUUUCCUUAAUCAAAAUAUUUUUUGCUUAAAUUUCUUAAAAUGUAUACUGUCCAUUAAAUAAAAUAUAUUGUUUGUGCAGCUCAUCUGUAAAUGUAUUAAUAAAAAUAACAAGCUCGUGC